Messenger RNA from Haliotis rubra (blacklip abalone), 537 nucleotides. RefSeq lists its product as uncharacterized. The transcript is spliced from 2 exons. The coding region runs from base 15 to 473 and encodes 152 amino acids. Lineage: Eukaryota; Metazoa; Mollusca; Gastropoda; Lepetellida; Haliotidae. The record is from RefSeq and is a predicted model, not a curated record.
UCAUUAGGAAGCUGAUGGCUUUGGCCUUUCUUCCAGCGGCACACAUCAGACCGGUCUUCCGUCAGCUGAAGAUGAGGGCGUCGUCACAGAAGCUGGUUGAUCUCUGUGACUACAUGGAGCGACAGUGGAUGAGUCACUCCAUCUUCACAGUGGUCAGUUGGUGUGUAUUCAACCAGUCAGUCCGCACCAACAACAAUGUUGAAGGUUGGCAUCGCCGGAUGAAUUUGCGGACAUCUGAUCAACAACUGGGACUGUACAAGCUGAUUCCAGCUCUCCAUAAACAAGCAAGUCUCCUGUCACUCCACGCCCAGCUCCUCCAUUAUGGAAAACUCACAAGAUUUGUGAAGAAGUCGGCGUCUGCUGACCAGGCUGAAAUCUUUGCUGCUUGGCGGCUGUACAAAGAGGGACAGCUCAGCCCAACUGGGCUACUGACAAUGUGUUCCAGAGUGUAUGCCCCAAGUGUGUUUGAAUGAACGAAUGAACAGUGUGUCAAUUAUGAAGUUGUGUGAAUUAUGAACAAAUGAAGUUGUGUAAAUU